GUCGUGCCAGAAUCUAGAUUAUAAUUACCAGCACUUUACGUUCUCGAAGUGCAUAUCGUGCGAUACGUGUUGCCGGCCGCUAAUGAUGUCACUUUGACUAGAAGAGCCCUACCAACCUUCGAUCCUGGGCCACCGCAAGAUCGCUCAGCACAUGUCCACACAAGCAACUUGAUCACUAUUAAGAAGUCAGCAUAUCGAUAUGCCUUCGUGGGACAACACACCCAGCGGCACGAUGACCGCCGCAGCGCUGUCAUUACCGGGCGCCCAACCGCCAUCUAAAUGCUUCACCAUAGAAAAUUAUUACCCCAAGCCCACACUUCCAUCGCAAAAAUGGGUUCUAAUAAAGGUCAAGGCCGCCGGUCUGAAUCGAGCUGAGCUUCGUGGAAGAAAUGGCGAUCAGCCAGCACCACCUGAGUUCGGAAUGUUUGUUGAUGAGUUCCAUCCCGAUCCACCAAAAGUCCUUGGCGAGGAGUUUGUUGGGAUCGUCGAGGAGGCAGGCUCCGAGACCAAAUUUGGAAAAGGUGACAUGUGCACUGGCUUCAUCUAUGGAGGCGGCAAGGCAUUUGAUGGAGCCUACGCCGAAUAUGUCAUCUGCCCAGCUCAGCGUUGUUUUAGGCUACCUGAGACUUCUCUGUCAUGGGACGUGCUGGGCGCAAUUACAAUGUCCAUGUGGACAGCAUACGGAUCCCUGUUUGAGGCAGCUCAGCUCGCUAAGGGCGCGACUGCCCUCAUCCAUGGAGCAACAAGCAGCGUCGGCGUAUGGGCUGUUCUGCUAGCCAGAGAUCAUGGAUGUACCGUCAUUGCCACUACCCGUAAAAAGGACAAGGUCGCAAAGCUCAAAUCGAUCGGAGCAGAUCAUGUUGUUCUCGAGGAUGAGCUCAAGGAGCAGCUGAAGAGAUUGGCCCCAAAAGGUGUGGACUGCCUACUGGAGCUGGCGGGACCCGACACCAUCCAGACGCUAGCUCUGCCCAACCUGGCAAAGUACGGGUCUGUAGUGGUUACUGGAGUUCUUACCAAGCAAUGGUCUAUGAAAGACUUCACACCCGCACUCAUCCCACCUACUCGGAAAAUGACUUUCUACAGCCUGGAACCCGGACAGGAAGAUAUCGAAGGCGUGGAGAGUGUGAUUGCAGAUGUGAUCAGCAGAGUAGAAUCUGGGACAUUCAGGUCUGAAAUGUUUCUUGACAAGACAUUUCCAUUGGAGAGAAUAGGUGAGGCACAUGGGUACAUGGAGGAGAAUAAGGCAAUUGGGAAAGUUGUUGUGACUGUACCUUGAGCAUCACUCGACACAGAGAGUCUAUAACAGAAGGGUGUGAUUGGUCUUCGCAAGAUGAGACAUCUCUGAACGUGAGACCAUGUGUUUGGGGUGUGCUCAGAUAAUGAGUCUAAGACAUGUGUUUGAUGACAAUUGAAAUCAACAAUGCUCCUCGUCUAUCUCAAGAAAUCUACAUUGAC
Molecule: messenger RNA, 1455 nt
Organism: Aureobasidium subglaciale EXF-2481
Lineage: Eukaryota; Fungi; Ascomycota; Dothideomycetes; Dothideales; Saccotheciaceae
Exons: 2
Coding region: 200-1276 (358 amino acids)
Molecular function (GO): oxidoreductase activity
Source: RefSeq, a predicted model, not a curated record